Messenger RNA from Spea bombifrons (plains spadefoot toad), 896 nucleotides. RefSeq names its product survival motor neuron domain containing 1 (gene SMNDC1). Bases 73 to 789 code for a protein of 238 amino acids. Gene Ontology annotation, biological process: mRNA processing; regulation of alternative mRNA splicing, via spliceosome. Gene Ontology annotation, molecular function: RNA binding. The record is from RefSeq and is a predicted model, not a curated record. Lineage: Eukaryota; Metazoa; Chordata; Amphibia; Anura; Pelobatidae. Gene Ontology annotation, cellular component: nucleus; cytoplasm; precatalytic spliceosome. The transcript is spliced from 6 exons.
GGAAAUCUCGCGAGAAGAGAGCGCGACGGCCGGAACUGAGAGAGGCACCGAGACUCCCGAAGGUACGGCGCGAUGGCAGAAGAUCUUGCAAAACAGCUGGCCGGCUACAAAGCCCAACUCCAGCAGGUCGAGGCGGCUCUAACGGCCAACGGCGAGAACGAGGAUUUACUGAAGCUGAAAAAAGAUUUACAGGAUGUUAUAGAAUUAACUAAAGACCUUCUCUCGUCACAACCCUCCGAAGCCCCUGAGAAUUCCGACGAUCCGGCAUCUUUUGGUGGCAGCCAUUCAUGGAAGGUUGGAGACAGAUGCAUGUCGGUCUGGAGUGACGAUGGACAGUGGUACGAAGCCGAGAUCGAGGAGAUAGACGAAGAGAACGGAACAGCCGCCAUCACUUUUAGCGGCUACGGCAACGCAGAAGUAACGUCCCUGCUUAACCUGAGACCCGCGGAGGAAGGGAGGAAGAGCAAAGAGGACAGCGGGAGUCUCCCAAUGUCAAAGAAAGAACUGAUCGCCCAUCAGAGAGAAUAUAAAAAGAAGAAAGCACUUAAAAAGGCUCAGAGAAUAAAGGAGCUCGAACAGGAGCGGGAAGAUCAGAAAUCCAAGUGGCAGCAGUUUAACAACAAAGCGUAUUCCAAGAACAAGAAAGGACAGGUGAAGAGAAGUAUUUUCGCCUCUCCCGAGAGCGUGACCGGGAAGGUCGGAGUCGGCACGUGUGGCAUUGCAGACAAACCAAUGACACAAUAUCAAGAUACUUCCAAAUACAACGUCAGACACCUUAUGCCCCAAUAACCAGCCGCGGAGCGGAAGGAAUCAAAUCUCAUCUCUGCAGGGGCUCUACGUUUCUUUUAUCAUUCUAUUUUUCUAUAAUUAAAUUAUUUGCUGUCAUAUGAGGAAUA